CGUAUGAUUGGUUUAGCACCUGAAGAUUUAUGUCGUUUGAUACAAAUCUAUAGAGUGUUUUGGCUCAAAAAUGCAUUUUCUGCUUUGAGAGGGAUCAUGGAAACGUUUCCCACAGCUGUUUUAGUGUUUAGCGGGAAGAGGAAAUCUGGAAAAGACUUCGUCACAGAACGUUUGAUGGAGAGAUUUGGAACAGAAAUUUGUGAAAUCAUCAGAUUGUCGGAACCUCUUAAGAAGCAAUAUGCACUUGAAAAGAAUUUGGAUUUUGAGCGCUUACUGGAUUCUACAAGUUACAAGGAACAAUAUCGUUCAGAUAUGAUUCACUGGGGUGAGGAAAAACGAAACCAGGACCCAGGGUUUUUCUGUCGUGUGGCAACAUCAGGAAAUGAGGUCAAAAAGCCACUGUGGAUUGUCAGUGAUGCUAGAAGGAAAACUGAUAUAGAGUAUUUCAAAGAACACUUCCCAGACAUCACAAAGACAGUACGAGUAGCAGCCUCGAAAAGUACUAGAGAAAGUAGAGGUUUCAUUUUCACUACAGGGGUGGAUGAUGCUGAAUCUGAGUGUGGACUAGAUAACGUCAGCUUUGAUUUUGAAAUAAUAAAUGAUGGUGAUGAUGAAGUUUUGAGGAACAGUUUACAAGAAAUUGAGCACGAAGUGAAUAUGAAAAUUCUACAUGGUGAAGGCUGACUGGCAUGUGAAAAAAAACCUUGAAAGACUUAAUAAGACUGCUUGAUAUGAGUAUGGAAGUUUUGUUGCAAUUUUUCCACAAAUCUGGUGAUGCUUGGCUUCGAUAUGAUGAAUGUUUCUUUAUUGUAAUGAGUACUUACCUAAGUAAAUCAGCUGUUGCUGAACUUAAUAAAAGAGGGAAACAUGCCACAGUAUCUAACCACAUUUAAAGCAAUGUUUAAAAUGACAUCUUUUAGAUAAAAUAAUGGUUGAAAGUCAGCUCAAAA
This is a messenger RNA of Ylistrum balloti, 950 nucleotides long. Its product is annotated as phosphomevalonate kinase-like. Lineage: Eukaryota; Metazoa; Mollusca; Bivalvia; Pectinida; Pectinidae. Gene Ontology annotation, cellular component: cytoplasm. The transcript is spliced from 4 exons. The coding region runs from base 4 to 684 and encodes 226 amino acids. Gene Ontology annotation, biological process: isopentenyl diphosphate biosynthetic process, mevalonate pathway; cholesterol biosynthetic process. Gene Ontology annotation, molecular function: phosphomevalonate kinase activity. The record is from RefSeq and is a predicted model, not a curated record.